Messenger RNA from Prunus armeniaca (apricot), 192 nucleotides. NCBI's taxonomy places the organism in Eukaryota, Viridiplantae, Streptophyta, Magnoliopsida, Rosales, Rosaceae. The record is from the annotation of a GenBank genome assembly.
AUGAACCAAACGGGGCCUUUGUGUUUUCCCUUUGCGUUGCAACAACAAAUGCCAAUCAAAUCGGUAAUGGCGCCAUGCGGCGCGACCAACUGGUUAGUUGUUGGGGGUCACGUUGCAUACCUCCUCCAAGCAACUCUUAUGGCAGAGGUUGUGAGAAGGAGGCCAAGUGCAGGGAUGGUCAUCGGAGACUAA